AUGUUUUGUGGAAGGAAGCCCGUGUGGGCAAAUCUGGAGUUCCACAAGAAGAAGUUUUAAACGUAUACCAGAAAUGUGUAAGUAUAACAUUUUUUCAUUAAUUGAAUAACAUUUUUAUACACAAAUAUUUGACAAGUAUACGGUAUUCAUCUGAUUUUUCAGGAGGAGCUAUCUCAGUCUCUAUCUCCCGAUGAUACUAAGAGCAUACUUAGUCGGGCAUUAGAUGUCCCUGAGUAUUCUGGUCGGGUGAGGGGUAAGGGAUUUGGAGUCACUCCGACCUCCCUCAGUGUUAAAAAAGGAAAGGCUCCUAGUAAUCGGGAGCUUCAUGCAAGAUUGGAAGCCAUGCAAGCUGAGCUUGAUGCACUGAGGAGAGAAAGAGAGGCUAGCGCCUCAACGGUAUACAGAGAUGCUUCGGACAAAAACAGUAUCAACUGUACCUUUCAGCCGAACAUUCCAGAGGUAAUUACAUAUAAUUGUCUUAAAUUGAACUAUUUGCUUAAAUUAUGUAUUUGACAUAUAUACACAUUAACGAUUUCUUGUUAUUAUUGGUUUUAGGGCAUUUCCCAUUGUCAGCUGUAUUUGUCGUCACCAUACUAUCGGAUGGUUGGCAAGGGAAAAGUGCAUAACGUUAGCGGAGUAUUACUCCACACUAGAGAGCUCCCUGCUGGAUGUUUGAAGGUAUCAGUUGAUAUUGCAGUUGAGCUGAAUGCAGCAUUACCAUAUCCUAGCGAUGAUUCGGAUGCAACAACGGUGCACGAAGCAGUAGGUUCGUUUGUUGCAUGGCCGACAAACCUCAUAUGCGUAGGAUAUGAGACUCCCACAAAAUCCAAAUCAAAAGAAAAUGAGGUUAGCAAUGCCUCCGCACAACAAAAAAAGGAGGUUAGCAACGCCUCCGCACGGGUAAAAAGUUCUGGUGCUAAGAAGACCGUAGCUAGGAAAAAACCUACCGCCAAGUAUAGGUCGUGCCUCAGGACAUUUAUAGAGAUGACCGAUAUACCGACCGGAGGUGUUCGGAAUGUACAUAUGGAGGUAGGGAUUUUCGGCUUUGAUUACGACCAAAUGAUUGGUAAUGAAGACUUCAUGCAAGUUUUUGGUCAUGAAGAAAUCGGCGUCAACGUUGUCAAUACAUAUAUUAGGUAAAUCCGGUCUACUUUGUUUUAUUAAUUAAACAACUUAUGUUAAUGAUGUUUACUUUAUGUUAAUCCGGUUUA
Molecule: messenger RNA, 1211 nt
Organism: Lathyrus oleraceus (garden pea)
Lineage: Eukaryota; Viridiplantae; Streptophyta; Magnoliopsida; Fabales; Fabaceae
Exons: 2
Coding region: 601-1140 (179 amino acids)
Source: RefSeq, a predicted model, not a curated record